AUUAUUAGGAAACACCGGUAAAUUCUCGGUCGUCUUCUGUAAACGAAUCUUUCUCGACUUAGAAGACGUGAAGGAAUCCGUUGAACUUAUUAGUUGUCUUCGAACUUACCAAUUCAACUGACUCUUUAUCUGGCAAUCGAUAAGAACUUAGGGGGGAGGUUUGAAUCGAGAGCAAAGAUGGAUUUCGUGAGCAAUCUAGAUGGGGACAUGUGUUUAGCCAUUCUUUCUUGUCUAGAUGAUCCAUCAGAUCUUGUCCGUGCCAGUGCUGUCUCUCGCUCCUGGCGACACUUUGUGAUUAAGCAGAGUCUCACCAAGAACCUUUGCUUGAAGUUGUUCCCCCAGCUAACCAGCGUGGAUCGUGUACUAGAAGAGGAAACAACAAUCAAUGAAGAGGAGGAGGAGGAGGAGGAUACAAGAAGAAGAAGAAGAGAGCACAGGGUUUAUGCGUUAUUAGCUAAAGGAUGCACAUCCUCUCCUAUCCAAAGCUGUAUCGCCGAUGCCAUUGCGGCGUCUUCUACUGAUCGUCUCCCAGCAGAGAGCAUCUCUAACACACUCGACGAAAGAGAUAGAGUUGGUCGCACACCUUCCUACUGGUCUAGUGCAGGACACCACAACCCUUCGGUUCCCGAAACACUUCUUUACAAGUUGAAGGCUGACUUGUGUCUCAUUACUCAACUCAGCAUCCACCCAUUCCAAGUUUAUUAUUAUCCCGGUAGACCGAUAUGCUCUUCACAUUAUGUUCGUUUCCGGUUGGGUCACCUCAAUAACCAUUCACAAGAUAAAAACAACUAUGUAUGGGCUUACACUUCACCACAGUUUGCCCUGGCUCAGGAAAAUCGAUUGCAGAAGUUUAAGCUUCCAGAGCCAGUUCUUUGCAUUGGUGGGUAUUUGCUAGUCGAGUUUCUAGGUCGAGUUCAGAGAUGUGACGCUGAUGAUUUAUACUACAUAUGUGUGACGCAUGUCAAAGCGAUGGGAAGAUCAUUAGCAAAAUCUUUCCGGGUGGUGGAUCCGGAUGAGUCGUCAGGGAAGUUUGGGUUGAAGGUGUUGAGUUACAGUGAUCCACAAGAAAUGAAUGACAAGGAAGAAGAGGCCGGGCCAAGUGAGUUUAGGACGAUGAGAAACCGACGCCUUGAACAGCUCGUGGACUUCCUUCACAGGCAUCCUACGGACGUCGUCCAGUACGCGGCGUCUGAUUAUUAUGAGUCAGAUGAGGAGGAGGAGGUUUAGUGUGUGAAUGGAGUGAGUGAGGUGCUAUUUAUUUAGCUAUUGUGGGCUUUGCUUCUGUUUUUAAAAGAAUCAAGAGAUUCACUGUGAGCAAAUAAACGUAAAAGAGAGUUUACAUGAGAGUAUGUGACUUGACGACUAUCACUAUGAUGCGUUGGGUAGCUACGAAAAUGCUUGCAUACUUAUAGUAGCUCUCAUCUAGUUUCUUGUG
Molecule: messenger RNA, 1435 nt
Organism: Raphanus sativus (radish)
Lineage: Eukaryota; Viridiplantae; Streptophyta; Magnoliopsida; Brassicales; Brassicaceae
Product: F-box protein At4g00755
Exons: 6
Coding region: 178-1227 (349 amino acids)
Molecular function (GO): protein binding
Source: RefSeq, a predicted model, not a curated record